Lathyrus oleraceus (garden pea) is the source of this 625-nucleotide messenger RNA. RefSeq names its product photosystem I reaction center subunit psaK, chloroplastic. NCBI's taxonomy places the organism in Eukaryota, Viridiplantae, Streptophyta, Magnoliopsida, Fabales, Fabaceae. The coding region runs from base 163 to 555 and encodes 130 amino acids. The record is from RefSeq and is a predicted model, not a curated record. The transcript is spliced from 3 exons. Gene Ontology annotation, cellular component: photosystem I; membrane. Gene Ontology annotation, biological process: photosynthesis.
ACAAGUUACUUUGGUGGCUAAUAUUAGAUUCUGUUUACUUCUUACAUCAUAAUAUCAUAUCAUAAACCUUGAAAAACUUUGAGUAUAGAGGAAGAAGCUCAAACAUAGCUUGAAGAAAAACUGAUUCAAACUAUUUUUCAUUUGCUCUCAUAGCUUGAAGAAAUGGCAACCUCUAUGAUGUCAACUGUCCCUCAAUUCACUGGUCUUAGACCACAAUUGAAACCUUCUCCUGUGCAGGGUUUGGUUGCUUCCCAAUCUAUGACAAAGCGCAAGGGAAAGAGUGCUUUGGGAGUUCGUUGUGACUUCAUUGGUUCAUCCACUAAUGUGAUUAUGGUGGCAUCUACAACUCUAAUGCUGUUUGCUGGAAGAUUUGGAUUGGCUCCGUCAGCAAACAGGAAAGCAACUGCUGGACUAAAGCUGGAGGCUAGGGACUCAGGCUUGCAGACCGGCGACCCAGCUGGUUUCACCCUUGCUGAUACUUUGGCAUGUGGAACUGUUGGACACAUCAUUGGUGUUGGUGUUGUUCUUGGUCUUAAGAACAUUGGUGCAUUGUAAAAAGGAAAUUGUGUUGUUGUGAACUUGUGUUGCAUAUGUAAUCAGUUUUAAUGUCAUUUUAUGUUUUUUA